Molecule: messenger RNA, 3580 nt
Organism: Globicephala melas (long-finned pilot whale)
Lineage: Eukaryota; Metazoa; Chordata; Mammalia; Artiodactyla; Delphinidae
Gene: TRMT2A
Product: tRNA methyltransferase 2 homolog A
Biological process (GO): RNA processing
Molecular function (GO): RNA binding; RNA methyltransferase activity
Source: RefSeq, a predicted model, not a curated record
GGGGACGAUAGAGACGCGCCGCCUCAGCUGCGCGCGCCGGCUGACGAGAGAGCGGCAGGCGAGGAGAGCGGCGGGCGCGGGACCCUGCCUGGCUGGCUACGCAGCCCGUGCCCGGGACCCGGACCUGAGCGCAGAGGGUACGAGUCCCGCCCCUGCCCGGGCCGGAGCAGGGCCGGCCUCGCCGAGUCGCAGCCGCUCUCCGCUCGCCGCCCGUGUGCCAGGCCCCGGGCGAGGCGGCGGACGGAGCGGACGAUGGGUGACGAGCUCGACGGCGAAGGCCGGGCGUGCGUGGGGGGCCCCGUCCAGGACGGCCCCAGCGCGCCGGGCAGCCCCGCCGCCCCGGGCCCCCAUCAGGGGGAGGAGCAGGCCACGGGGGCCGGGGCCGCGGGACCGGGUGCUCAGCCGGGGCCCUACGGCUACAUCCGAGCUGGCCUGUUCACCUCGGAGAUCUUCAAGCUGGAGCUUCAGAACGUGCCGCGCCACGCCAGCUUUAGCGACGUCCGGCGCUUCCUGGGCCGCUUCGGGCUGCAGCCCCACAAGACGAAGCUGUUCGGGCAGCCUCCCUGCGCCUUCGUGACCUUUCGCAGCGCCGCCGAGCGCGACAAAGCCCUGUGUGUGCUGCACGGCGCCCUGUGGAAGGGCCGGCCGCUCAGCGUGCGCCUCGCCAGGCCCAAGGCUGACCCCUUGGCCCGGAAGAGGCAGCGGGAGGACCAAGGGGAGCCGCCUACCACCCCCGCCACGUGCAUUGCUGAUGUGGUGACCCCUCUUUGGACGAUGCCCUACGCGGAGCAGCUUGAACAGAAGCGGUUGGAGUGUGAGCAGGUGCUGCAGAAGCUUGCCAAGGAAAUCGGGAGCACCAACCGCGCCCUGCUCCCUUGGCUGCUUUUACAGAGGCACAAACACAACAAGGCCUGCUGCCCACUGGAGGGGGUCCGGCCAUCACCUCAGCAGACCGAGUAUCGGAACAAAUGUGAGUUUCUUGUUGGUGUUGGGGUGGAUGGGGAAGACAACACAGUCGGCUGCCGGCUUGGCAAGUACAAGGGCGGGACGUGUGCUGUGGCAGCCCCCUUCGACACCGUGCAUAUCCCUGGGGCCACCAAGCAGGUGGUGAAGGCUUUCCAGGAGUUCAUCCGGUCCACUCCCUACUCGGCGUAUGACCCGGAGACAUACUCGGGUCACUGGAAGCAGCUGACCGUGCGCAUCAGCCGCCGUGGCCAAGCCAUGGCCAUUGCCUACUUCCACCCGCAGAAUCUGAGCCCUGAGGAGCUGGAGGGGCUGAAGGCUUCUUUGGCACAGCACUUCAUGGAGGGGUCAGGCAAGACCAGCGGGGUGACUUGCCUCUACUUCGUGGAGGAGGGACAGCGAAAGACCCCCAGCCAAGAGGGCCUGCCUCUGGAGCACGUGGCCGGGGACGAGUGCAUCCGCGAGGACCUGCUGGGGCUGACCUUCCGGAUUUCCCCUCACGCCUUCUUCCAGGUGAACACCCCUGCAGCUGAGGUGCUCUACACGCUCAUCCAGGACUGGGCCCAGCUGGACGCAGGGAGCACAGUGCUGGACGUGUGCUGCGGCACCGGCACCAUCGGCCUGGCUCUGGCCCGGAAGGUAAAGAGAGUCGUGGGGAUCGAGCUGUGCCAGGAGGCUGUGGAGGACGCCCGGGUGAAUGCCCUGGACAACGAGUUGAGCAACGUUGAGUUCCAUUGCGGGAGGGCCGAGGACCUGGUGCCUGCACUGGUGAACAGACUGGCAUCCCAGCAGCUCAUGGCCAUCCUGGACCCACCCCGCGCCGGUCUACAUUCCAAAGUGAUCCUGGCUGUCCGCAGAGCUGAGAACCUCAAGCGACUCCUAUAUGUCUCCUGCAACCCCCGAGCAGCCAUGGGCAACUUUGUGGACCUCUGCAGGGCCCCGUCGAACCGGGUGAAGGGCAGUCCGUUCCGGCCAGUUAAGGCUGUGGCCGUGGACCUGUUCCCGCAGACCCCACACUGUGAGAUGCUCAUCCUGUUUGAGAGAGUGGAGCACCCCAAUGGCAUGGGGGCCCUAGAGCCCCAGGAUCCUCCUGUCCAGCCCCCACCAGGGCCCCCAGGUGACACCCCACCAGAAACCAGGGCCUCCCCUGCUUCUUAGUUCUCUGGGGCAGCAGAAACCAGCCUUUCCAGAACAGCACCCAGACUGCAUCAUGGGCAGAAUCCUGGGGCUCCCCAAGUCCUUGCCCUGCCCGGCCUGGCAUACUCAGGCAGUAGCCACAGAGGGUACAAAACCCCUGUCCCCGUGGGCUCCUGUGGCCUGCUCUCCCCUCACCCCCAAAAUGGGCCGCAAGGGCUGGAAUAAACAAGUGCUGAACUACCAAUGUUUGUGAUAAGAACUCAGAGCCUGGCACACAGGGACUCUCUUCUACUCUCACCACAGGUGCAACGGGGCAGGGCCAGGAGCGCUCAUAAGAACUGGCCCAGUUGGAACAGUUCUCCCAGCUCUUCGCGUGGCCAAAAGUCCCAGUGUCCCAGCAGAGAGCCUGCUGUCUGACAAGAGACACAGGCCUUGUGGCCAAGGGCCAACUGUACACAUGGUGUGGGGAGCACAGAACGAGAUGCUGCCCUACUGCCCUUCCCCACCCUCAUUGCAGUCCCAUCCCCAAAGGGACAUACCUCCCAGUGACCACAAGAGCUAGGGGUGGGGUUGGGACACCGCUCAGCUGCUCUGGCCUUCAGGGCAGCUCUAGCCAAUUAAGGACCACCCCAUGGCCAGAAGAAAGACAGACCAGCCAUUUCCUUUUGGACAUUUUGCUUUAUGCUUUCAGACAAUCAAGGCUCACCCCUAUAGCCAUGGCCCAGCUGCCACCUGGGAGGUACACAAAGGGUGGUGGCCACUCAAAAGUGGCCUCAGCAUAGGCUCCCCCUGCCCUCUGCCCCCUCAGUACGGCUGUGUUCACAGGAUACUUGCACCCAUACACGGGACAGAGGAAGGACUCGGGGAGGCCUCAGUGAGGCUCACCUGCCUCCAGUGUGCACAAAGCUUUGGUUCGAGGUGGUGCAUCUGACUGUUUUAAGGGCAAACAGUUAUAGUCAAAUGGUUAUUCACAACUACAGACGGGGCAGGACAGAAGCAAGUGUGUAAUUAUAGCAACUCGAUUUGCGGACUCUCUUUUACAAAGGUCGGCACAGGCGCCAACCUCAGUCACGGUGGGUGGCAGGGCAUAGAGAAUACUGUCUCCUGUAAAAACACCACCCACAGGGGAGGUGUCAAGCACUGUGCCAUGAGCACACGGUGCCCUGAACAGAUGCCAGGGGCGGGGAGCCAACGGCUCACAACCAACUUGGACUGCUGGGACUCAGUGGGAACAAAUCUACCCCACACCUGUCCAUAGGGGCCACCUAGUCACCUGGCUGCACCAGACGGCUGCUCUCAAAACCCAGUGCCGCCCCAACAUGCUCGCACCAGCUCUGGACAGGAGCACCAGCAUGUGAACACACUGCACUGAGGGUCCUCGUUUCCUCUCAAAUCCACGAGCUAAAAUGCAUUAACCGUUCACAUCUGCUACGUGAUUCCAAAUCUAUCUUCUACUCUCACUGUAAAAGUUUCUUUCCAA